Mytilinidion resinicola is the source of this 1146-nucleotide messenger RNA. RefSeq lists its product as uncharacterized. The record is from RefSeq and is a predicted model, not a curated record. The transcript has a single exon. Lineage: Eukaryota; Fungi; Ascomycota; Dothideomycetes; Mytilinidiales; Mytilinidiaceae. The coding region runs from base 1 to 1146 and encodes 381 amino acids.
AUGAGUUACUCCCAAGACUACCUCCGGUAUGGACUGUGCACCACGGACGAAGACCACCGUCUCCACGGAAAGAGGUGGUGCUCCCGGCCAGCCAGAGACCGCGCAGUGAUAGAUGCCCGUGUCCAGGCUCACGAGAAGCAAUCGAGCAAAGCUGUACCGGCCUCGUACCUGUCUGCGGCCGCUGAGAACCGGAACAUCGUCAUUGUCAACUCGUUCACCGUCACGGGCUUGGAUAACGGCCAGAAGGACGCUAUUGCCCAGGAAUACAACACUGAGGAGGACGCGAACAUGCUUUACGACCCCACCCCAGCUCUCCGACAUACUGCAGAGCUCGAGGCCGCCGAAGCCCUCUUGUUACUUCGAUACCCACCUGGACAACGAGGGGUCCCGCUCAACAAACUCCGUGAGUUCGUUAUGGGAGAUUCCUCGUGCCAGCAACUGACGCCCUCUACACCAUUUCCAGUCUUCCAGCACCCCGGAGGCGUUCCUUUGAACAUAUUGGGCUCACCAUUCCAACCUCCAAUGGGUCACAACAGCCCAGUCUCCCCUUUCCAAUUUCCAGUGGGUAACAACAACGCACAAGUUCUCCCUCGUCCUCGCCCUCGCCUUAGCCAUGUCCCAACAGGCUACGAAGGACCCACGUUCCAGCAGUUCAUGUCUACUACCCGUGAUGCUCAACCGCCGGCAGCGCCUGGUAGAGUCUCGCCAUCCCACCGCAUGCCCGCCUAUGAAGGCCCAACCUACCCACCACCUGUGCCCUUACCUCAGCUCGCGCUCAUCACUCGGCAACCCCUUACUCUUAUCAAUCCGCUUACAGCGGUGCCUGCUCCUAACAUUCCACCUCCGCCUGCCCCCGUGUCAACACACGCCCGUCCCUCCACCGCCACCACGCCCACCGCCCCGCUGCUGCCGCACGCCUGCCCCUCCUGCGGUAAGGCCUACGCAGAGCGGAAGAGCUUGUCCUACCACAUGCACCGGGCGAAGAGCCGGUGCACGGAUCCGCCGGGUUUGAGCGAGCGGGUGAAGGAAGAGCGGUUCAAGCCGUUCAAGUGUGAGGGGUGUGUGGAGCGGUAUCAGCAUGAGUCGCAGUUGAGGAAGCAUCGGGAGGUGACGGGGUGCGGUAGAGGGAAUGCGGUGGAGGGAUAG